Messenger RNA from Symbiodinium natans, 1071 nucleotides. The record is from the annotation of a GenBank genome assembly. NCBI's taxonomy places the organism in Eukaryota, Dinophyceae, Suessiales, Symbiodiniaceae.
AUGGAUCCGGUGCUUGCGGUUCCUUUGAGUUUUCAUAACUUCUGGGUGACGGUGCUUUGUAUUCCAGUGGUGGUCUGGGCCGUGCAGAUCGGUUGCCGUAUUCUUGUUGCCGUGUUUCUACACUAUCGGCUGAAUCUGAGCCGGCCGCUGGUUCUAGAGGGCAUGAGCAUCUUCGUGGAUGACUUCCAGCAGCUCAUUCGCCAACACUUCAACCAGAUAUUGCGAAUUCGCCGGACGGUGCCUUCAAAGGAGAUCUCCCAGAUGCAGGUCAAGGUCCAUGUCCAGCCUGAGAGCUUAGCAGUCCAGUUUCUUACGGGCGACAGUGACAGGGUCAUCGUGCAGUUUUCUGCCGACGCGUCGCAGCCCUGCACCGUGAGUCUGUUCUGGGGAGUUACCGGCCUGGCGUGCCAGGACAUGAUUCGCCGCGCGACUGAAAGGCGUGGGCAGGAGGGCCAGCUUGUCUUCGCGGACCUGGAGCGGGCAGCAUCCGCUGUGUUUCCGAGUGGCCAAUAUGCCCAUCGAUCCUCGGCAACCAUCCCGGCUGGACUUGGGCAGAAGGUGAGACUAGUUGAAGACCUGGCAACGAUCAACAGAUCGGGCUUUGACCUGCUAGAGUAUGCCAUGAGGGGCAAUCGGCCAGAAAACAUUGUGGACACCAGGAUUCCGCUCGUGAUUUGUGCGGGAGUGCCAGGGCGCGUUCUGGACGAUACGACCGCGAACGUGCAGUUGACAUUCGUGCGUUUUCGAAGCGAGGGCAGAUCUGGACCUCUUCACCCUGAAGUUGGCCGCCAGCUGGUGGCAUCCAAAGACUUGUUCCACCAAGUCUUGGGUAUUUAUGGCUUCGAAGAAGGAGACAGGGAAACCGAAUGCAUGGUUUGCUACGAUCGCCCGCGAAGUGUCGUCGUCCUGCCUUGCCGACACUGCUUCGUGUGCCCCUCCUGCCUUCGGUCCCUUCGUGACGAGAAGUGCCCCAUGUGCCGAUCGACAUUCUCUGCAUACCUCCUCUUACCUCUUCUACAACACACGCAGGCUGCCCCGCCCCCUAUACACAGAAACUUGGUGCUGAACUGA